AUGCCCGAGUCCCAUCGCCUCCCUCCCAUUCCCUCCGAUUUCCCUGACAUCACCACUCGGCAAAUGCUGGCCAGCUUCGUCCCUGUGGAUAUGGACUACGGUUCCAUUGCGACGGCUGCAACCCGCGCCCCUACCGAUCACACAAAGGAUAUCUUUAAGAGGACGGUGGGAAAUGGUGUGCGGUUUGUUUUGGACCCGAGUCUGAACAGUCGGCUAGAGGAGGCCCUUGACGAUGCUGUGCCUCUUCACAAUAUCGCUCCAAGGAGUCUCGCAUACAAGUUUCCUCUGAAACAGACCUUCCUGGCCGAUGAGGGAAACGAAGAGGAUGAAGAGGAUGAAGAGGAUGAAGAGGAUGAAGAGGAUGAAGAGGAUGAAGAGGAUGAAGAGGAUGAAGAGGAUGAAGAGGAUGAAGAGGAUGAAGAGGAUGAGGAAACGGGUGACGAUUAUGAAGGGUGUGAGGAAGGGGACCACGAAGAGGGGGGUGAAUACACCAUCUUCAAUGAGCCUCAGCUCUCAUCCAGGAUGGGAUUCGUCUUUUGGAGAUUUAUCAACAUGGUCACCAAAAGCCAUGUCUUAUCCAAGAGAUUCCGUGGCUUUUGGCGGGCUUCCAGAGUGCCGAAGAGCGGGAAUCCCGAUUGGGUGUAUGUGAGGAAAAGAGAUAAGAUAGUCGCCGCUUUCGCAGAAUUGAAGUUGCGAACCGUCCUCACGGACAGCCCACAGCCCGCCGCAAAAGUACAGCAACUCAUGACGGAGGCGGCGAAGCCGGGCGGGAUGCGAGUGGUCCUGUCGGACGAAGAUGUUAUCAAAGUGGUUGAGGAAGAUGGCACAGUAAUAAAAGGACUACAGCAUUGGGCGAACGCCGGCUCCCAGUUGUGGGAAGAGAUGCAUCUGCACAAAAAAGCAACUGUUGUCAUCUUGAGCUCCUACGAGCUCUUCAUUCCAUUACAACAGGACCCAUUCACCCCGAACGUGGUUCGCAAAGGCCUUCCCAUCGGCAGGAAUGGCCCGGUGACCAGGUACGGCCAUGGCAGAUUGACGUGUGCGGAAUUCGCGGUCGCCUGUGCCCUUCCCUGCCCCGACCCUACGCCCUCGUCUCCAUUCCUACCGCUCCCCAAGGUGAAAGUCGAAACAGGCAACACCGGCGCAUCUGUUGCUCGUGCCUCCGGCAAGAAGUCUUUGGCUAGCAAUAGCAAGAAGACGGCCAAGCCGGAUACUGGCACCAAAAAGGCUUCCGCGCAGGAUAAGCAGGGGAAAAGUCCCUGGAAGGGUAUUGUGGACGGGUUGCGAGACUCUUCCAGUUCUAUGAAAGAGGCGGUGGGGGGCUGGCGGAAGAAAAAGGGACAGUAGAGCCCGGUGUAUACAUAUCAAUCAGAGGGGUACAGUGUUAGGAAGUGACAUGCGAUUUAGCAUCAUAAUGACAUGUACAUCCAGAGACUUGUAAGGUGCUUUUAGCCUUGAAAUGGAGUGGCCGAGCGAAACAAAGCUUGACAUCCCUGAUUGACAUCUAUAGGAGUAGAAGUAUAGAAGUACGAGUAGAAGUGGAUGGCGUUGGGAUGGCGGAACCAAACUUCACUGUGUUGUCAUGCCUCUACGUAGCAACUCGCUCGAUUGCGUCGCACUGCUGUAGAAAGGUGAGUCAAAUAG
Molecule: messenger RNA, 1644 nt
Organism: Cryptococcus amylolentus CBS 6039
Lineage: Eukaryota; Fungi; Basidiomycota; Tremellomycetes; Tremellales; Cryptococcaceae
Exons: 2
Coding region: 1-1347 (448 amino acids)
Source: RefSeq, a predicted model, not a curated record